CGGUCAGUGACAAAAGGUGAGCGUUCCGUCCGCGUCGUCCCUGCAAGGCGCUGUGCUGUGCGCAUGCGCAUCCCGCCCCGGCGCCAGCGACGCGACUUAUCAUUGUAAAUUCUCCCGAAAAGAUGAUGCAUCCCGCACUGCACUAAGUUUUCGUGUUUGGAGCUAUUGACUCUCGGACUCGAGUACCCUUAACAAAUUAUUUUCGUUUUCUUUGUUCGCUCAUAACAAAGCAUUGAAAAAAUAAACAAAAUGGUCAGUGGCAACAAGGACCCCAGCGACCCCAAGAAAAUACCGCCGAAAAAUCGUGAAAAGAAAAGCAAUAACUACAAGCGGGCGAAUCCUGUGUCGCGAGCAUGGUUCGUUUGGAUGAUGCCGACCUUCUGGCGCGGCUACAAGCGGGACCUCUACGACUCCGACCUUACCAAUCCCAAAGAUAAUCAUCUCUCCAAUAAACUUGGCGAUCGCUUGGAAAAGAAAUGGAUGGAAGAAAUCGCUUUGGCGAGCAAACAGGGCCGGAAACCGUCGCUUCUCCGCGCGAUGACCAAGGCAUUCUGGUUGAGCUACGCUCCUUCCGGCAUCAUGUUUUUCAUUCAAGCCCUCAUCCUCAAACCCUUCCAACCGGUUGCGUUGAGUAUGCUCUUGGCUUACUGGGAACCAGGCUCGACAAUGACGUACGACCAGGCAGUGUACUGCGCCUCGGCCGUCAUCGUCAUGUCCCUUCUGGUCGCGUUCUUCAACCACCACGGCACCUACUCGACGCAACAGUUCGGCAUGAAGGUCCGCAUCGCUGCCUGCUCACUCAUUUAUAGAAAGGUGAUGCGCAUGAGCUCCGGAGCGCUAGCACAGACAACGGCGGGACAGGUCGUCAACCUCCUGUCUAACGAUGUAAACCGCUUCGACUACGCCUUCAUCUAUACGCACUUCAUCUGGCUGCUGCCUCUGCAAGUCGUCCUCGUCUGCUACCUCAUCUACUCCAAGAUCGGCAUCGCAGCCGUCGUCGGCGUCGUUGGAAUUGUUCUACAAACCAUACCCGUACAAUCAUAUAUGAGCAAGUUGGCUGCUCGCUUGCGUAUGAAGACCGCUUGCAAGACGGAUGAGCGAGUGCGCAUUAUGGAUGAAAUCAUUAACGGAAUGCAGGUCAUUAAAAUGUACGCUUGGGAGAAACCUUUUGAAAAAGUCGUGGCUUUGGCAAGAAAGAACGAAAUCAAAUGCGUAACUUCUGCUUCAUACCUCCGCGGUGUGUACCUCAGCUUCAUGGUGUUUACGGAACGGCUGACGCUUUACACAACGCUACUCUCUUACUCAUUACUCGGCUACCAAGUUACUGCUGACAUCGCUUUCCCCAUGGCUCAAAUGUUCAACAUACUGCAAGCGACUGUAGCCAUCGUCUUGCCGAUGACACUUUCACAAUCGAUGGAGGCCUACACUUCCGUACUUCGUAUACAGGCUCUUUUACUAUUGGAUGAACGCGAAGAUCUUCGAAGCGUUCCCGACGUUGAUAUUGCUAAGCUCGUGCAAAGAGUUGAACAAAAGAAAAAUAAUAAUUUAGGUGAAAUAGAUCUUUGUUCGGACACAUUCAAGAAAAUUGAUGAGGAUGGAAUCUUUAAUCCAGGAUUUGAAUGCAGCGAGAAAGGAUUAAUGAAUCAAGCGCUGGCUACUCUACCAUUGAGUCCUGAGCUGGGAAUACAGAUACAAGAUGUGAGUGCUAGUUGGUCGGAUAAGGGUCCGAUGACGCUCCGUAAUAUCAACCUGACAGUACCAAAAGGAAAGCUUUGCGCUAUCAUUGGAUCCGUUGGCUCAGGAAAGAGUUCUAUUCUUCAACUUCUUCUAAGCGAGCUGCGAUCCACUCAAGGCCGCGUGCACCUCUCCGGCCCAUUGUCCUAUGCCUGCCAAGAACCAUGGCUGUUUGUAGCCACCGUGCGACAAAAUAUUCUGUUUGGUUUACCGUACAAUCCUAAAAAAUACAAGGAGGUUGUCAAAGUUUGUGCUCUACAAAAGGACUUCCAACAAUUCCCACACGGCGAUCAAACACUGGUAGGCGAGAGAGGCGCCUCCUUGUCUGGCGGACAACGCGCGAGGAUCAACCUCGCCCGAGCGGUCUACAGACAGGCGGACAUCUACCUGCUGGACGACCCGCUGUCGGCAGUGGACGCACACGUGGGCAAGCAGCUGUUCAACGAGUGCAUCACAGGCUACCUACGACACACCACGCGCGUGCUAGUCACACACCAGCUGCAUUACCUCAAGGCGGCUGAUUACAUCGUCAUCAUGAACAACGGUUCGAUAGAAGCUAAGGGCUCAUACGAUGAAUUGAUUACAUCAGGCAAAGACUUUGCGGUACUACUCUCUUCCCUGCAAGAUGAGAAUAACACUAACGAGAAUGAAAAGCCUCUGCCAAUGUCUAGACGCACUUCAGCUAGGUUAUCUACAACCCGAAGGCCGUCUCUAACCGAAUCAACCACUGGAUGCGAGAUACCAGCGCAAGAAAUGGAAGAAGAACAGCGUGAGUCAGGGUCUAUGGGCUGGCAUGUCUACGGAGCAUACUUGAGGGCUGGAGGAAAGAGUCCAAGAUUGAUAUUCAUGGUCUUUUUGCUAAUCAUUGGACAACUAUCUGCCACUUUGUGUGAUUACUGGGUCACUUUCUGGACAAAUGAAGUAACGAGACAAAAAGAAAGAGAAUCUAACAGUACAAUGAAUGACUACGACCGACCACAAGCCACUGCAAACAGUACCUUUAGCAUUUUGAACUACUUCUCCGGCAUCGAAGUACAACCAGAUCUGAACAUUCACGCAUACAUCGGGCCUUUGGACACUGCUCAGUACCUAUAUGUGUACAGCGCACUUAUCGUGUGCUGUAUCUUCUUCAUCACGGCUCGCGCAUUCAUGUUCUUCAAAGUUUGCAUGACGGCAUCCAGGAAUCUCCACAAUGAUAUGUUCCAUUCUAUGCUCCGAGGCGUCAUGCGUUUCUUUGACACUAAUUCUUCAGGUCGUAUUUUAAAUCGUUUCUCGAAAGACAUUGGUGCCCUCGAUGAACUCCUGCCGCGGUUCCUGCUGGAAUGUAUUCAGAUUUAUUUGGUGAUGUUCAGCAUUUUGGCGCUGAACGCCGCAGCGCUCGUAUGGACUUUACUCCCUACCACCAUCAUCCUACUCUUGUUCUACACCAUACUACAAAUAUAUUUGAAAUCUGCGCAGUCCAUCAAGCGAUUAGAGGGAACAACUCGGAGUCCUGUAUUCUCUCACAUGUCUGCGACACUCAAUGGUAUUAGCACAAUUCGAUCUUCUGGAGCCCAACAGAGAUUAAUUCAAGAGUUCGAUCGUUUCCAGGAUAUACAUACCUCAACGUGGAGCAGCUACCUAGCGAGCGGCGUCACGCUCGGCUUCUGGCUCGACUUCAUCUGCGUCCUCUACCUUACUAUUGUUAUCGUCGCCUUCCUCGUCAUUGACAGCAAAACCAUUUUCUCUGGUAACGUUGGCUUGGCGAUUUCCCAAACUCUUAUCCUAACUGGGAUGCUUCAAUUCGGCGUGCGACAGACUGCAGAAGUAAUAUCACAGAUGACCAGCGUUGAGCGAAUCCUGCAGUACACUCAUAUCGAACGGGAACCGCAGUGGGACAAAGGAGCAAAAGAAACACCAAAAGGAUGGCCAUGGCAAGGACGUAUUGAAUUCCGUAACUGUUACAUGAAGUACACACCUGAAGAUUUACCUGUUCUUAAAAAUCUAAACUUAGUUAUUGAAAAAGGCUGGAAGGUGGGUAUUGUGGGCCGUACCGGCGCUGGCAAGUCCUCUCUCAUAUCGUCUCUGUUCCGGCUAGCAAUAGUCGAAGGAGAAGUCCUCAUAGAUGACGUAGACACAUCUCAACUUUCCCUACAGGAAGUACGGUCGAAAAUAUCCAUCAUUCCACAAGAGCCGGUACUUUUCUCAGCAACAGUCCGCUAUAAUCUAGAUCCCUUUAAUAAUUAUGAAGAUGAGCAAUUGUGGAAAGCUUUGGAAGCCGUUGAUUUGAAGGCAGCAAUCCCAGCGUUAGAUUUCAAAGUGUCAGAAGGAGGGUCAAACUUCUCACUGGGUCAGCGGCAAUUGGUAUGCCUCGCACGCGCCAUCCUGCGCGGAAACCGUAUCCUCGUAUUGGACGAAGCUACUGCGAAUGUCGAUCCAAAAACUGAUGAAUUCAUACAGAGAACGAUAAGGAAAAAAUUCGCCGACUGCACAGUGUUGACGGUUGCUCAUCGUCUGAACACCAUAAUGGACUCCGACAGGGUUAUGGUCAUGGAUGCCGGAAGACUGGUAGAGUUUGAUCAUCCUUAUCAUUUGCUGAACAAUCCAAAUGGUUACUUCACAAAAAUGGUGCAAGAAACAAACGAAACGAUGUCCGCACAACUUCACCAAAUCGCGAAAAACACUUUCCUCGACAGCGGCGGAGUGAUAGAAUAAAAUAACUAUUUUUAUAACGUAGAAUAGUAUUUUAGGAAUAAGUUAUUCAGUGAGCUAUAAUGCAGUUAAUAGUUAUGUUCCAAAAAAAUAUUUACGUACUACAUUAUGUACAAAAACUUUAAAAGGAUUUGUGGUAUCAAAGUUUAACGGAUUAAAACGGGUUAUCUGGCACGAUGUUUUCCUGUAUUAAAAUCGUAAUAAAAGAGCCCGAAAAAGUUAUUUAAUAUUAUAGAACUGAAAUCUUGAAAUAUGAAUUUAACGAUAUUAAAUGGCUAACAUGGUAUCCGUUGAAGGACGUAUCACUAGAAUGAAUUUAAUUUAGCAUUUAUUAACUCCUGCAGAUCCGGGAGCGAAACUAAAAUUAUGAACAAAUCCUAGUUUUUCAGUAUAUUUAGAUAUGUAGUAGAUGAUGUACGAACAAUAUUAAACUAUAUAAUUUUAUCUUAAUAUUUACUUAGGAAUAGUAUUUUCGUAUAUACACUGUAAUAUUUAAACCAGAAUUAUUCAGUUGUUGUAAAUAGAACUUUGUUUUUUUAUUAUAUUUGGUCGUGAAUGAAUAAAUGAUGGAGUAGCAAUAUACUAUUAAUUAGGUACAGUAAUAUAAGAAAUUAUGUUAUUUAAUUUAUUACUAUUACCAUUAAUUACGAUUUUAAUAAGUACUGAAAAUGAUAGUUGUGAUUGCCAUAGAGGUUGACCUCGGACAAAAUAAAAAACCUUU
This is a messenger RNA of Papilio xuthus (Asian swallowtail), 5146 nucleotides long. Its product is annotated as CF transmembrane conductance regulator. NCBI's taxonomy places the organism in Eukaryota, Metazoa, Arthropoda, Insecta, Lepidoptera, Papilionidae. The transcript has 25 exons. Gene Ontology annotation, biological process: transmembrane transport. Gene Ontology annotation, cellular component: membrane. Gene Ontology annotation, molecular function: ATP hydrolysis activity; ABC-type transporter activity; ATP binding. The record is from RefSeq and is a predicted model, not a curated record. The coding region runs from base 250 to 4428 and encodes 1392 amino acids.